Exophiala xenobiotica is the source of this 2449-nucleotide messenger RNA. RefSeq lists its product as uncharacterized. The record is from RefSeq and is a predicted model, not a curated record. The coding region runs from base 103 to 2310 and encodes 735 amino acids. The transcript has a single exon. Lineage: Eukaryota; Fungi; Ascomycota; Eurotiomycetes; Chaetothyriales; Herpotrichiellaceae.
CUGGCGCACUCGUGGCACGCCUGAGAUGUCGUCGUGCUUCUCACUCGGAAGCGAGCAGACUUUGACGAGGCUGAUAGAUAUUUAGCGCUCCUCACGGAACUCAUGGGACAUUCCAACAUGUUUCAUCGCCGUCGAUCUCAGUCAGUGCCAGCUGUCGAUACUGUCGCUAAACGGAUGCAGUCUCGAAAAGAACCAGCUUUCCAAUUCUCGGUACCUUGUCCCCAGUCACAAGUGAUCGAUGGGGAAGUCGUCCACGCUCCUUACGGGUAUCUCACAUACACGAAGAACGACAAAGGCAGUAUAUGCCCGCGCUGCGUGAAAUGGUCGCUCACGGCCAGACGAAGCUCCAGGAUACCAUUGGACUCCAAGUAUGGCAACGAUAAUGUUCGACUCGCAGAGAAAUGGGGGUUUCCAGGACAAAUGAUUGAUUCUGACUGUCCACUUUGCAGACUAUUUGCCAUGCAUGCAGCUGACUACCAAUUCGUCAAUGGUCCAAUGCAAGCUCGCCAUUAUGAUCUACGUGAGCUCAUCAUCAAACUAAAGCAGCCCCGGUUGUUCGGCACCGGCUUCACUGCCUCGGAGGCAAAAUUCUGGUAUCUCGAUCCAACGUCGGCCCCUCGUGCAGGCUUCUCUCAGAUGGCUGGUGAAGGAUCGUGCAUCGGCUUAGCAGACACCUCUGAUCCAAGAGCACACGACUACUUGUCACCUGUCCUCAUCGAUUGCGAUGCUGUCGACUAUCCUACCAUCCAGUCAUGGCUCUCAGCUUGCAACAAUCACCAUCACGGAGACUGCGAUUCGACACCUGAGGAGUCCCUACCGAGCCUUCACUUGAUCGACUGCAUGUCAAUGCCACAUCGAUUGGUCAAUGCCCAGCCACAUCACACGUACGCUGCCUUGAGCUAUGUAUGGGGCCGUGACAGCGUCGGAGACCAAUUAUCCGGGGAUACCCUUAUAUGGCGAUUGCUACCUCAGACCAUUCGUGAUGCCAUGACGGUCGUAAGAAGACUCGGGAUGCGUUACCUUUGGGUUGACAGAUAUUGUAUCCCUGCCGCAGCCAUGAAAGAGCAGAUCAGCAAAAUGGAUGUGAUCUACGCCGGGGCCGAACUUGUCAUUGUUGCCGCUGCUGGCGCCGAUAUAGAAUACGGCCUGCCUGGUGUAGGGCCGAGGAAGCGUACGCAACAGCCCUAUGCGUUGGUGGGAAAGGACUUGUUCGUAUCAACUCUCUCCGAUCUCAGCUCCAUGCUACACGUCAUUACAUGGUGGCAGCGAGCGUGGUGCUUCCAGGAAGCCUUGCUAUCUCGCCGGCGUCUUAUUUUCACUGACGAAAAGAUCUACUUCCUGUGCCGCAGAAUGCUGUGCAUCGAGACUCUGAGCUUACCCUUUCAGGAUUCACACCAAAGGCCGCAUACGUCUCGUACGGGGUCUUCCACCGAUUUCUACAAUUGGCUCACAACAAGUGGCUCUGCCAGCAAGGACCCAGACCACAUCCAUGGUAUACUCGUUGCAUAUGCGCAGAAACAUAUGAGCUUUGAGUCAGAUGGUCUCAAUGCCAUUGUUGGUGUGUUGCGUGCCUUCUCACAGCGAAACCCCGGCGAGUUUCAUAGUUACGCUGGCCUUCCAAUUAUUGGGUAUCCCUCGUCCAAAGCCUUUCUCUCAGCGCUCUUAUGGUCCGAACACAUACCGGGAAGGAGAAGAGCCGGUGAUUUUCCGAGCUGGUCAUGGGUGGGCUGGACCGGAGGAUUUCGCUACAACUCCAUCUCCAGAGACGUUGACGACAUCGAGGUGCGUCUUGUCGAUCGAGAUGGAAGUACGACAAAGUGGGAGGACCUUGUGGUUUCCGGGAGGCUGAAAGAAAGCGCAUUCCCAUUAUCGCAGUACAUCCGUCUCUACGCACUGACCGCCAUGAUCCAAGUCAGCCAUCUAGCCACAAGUCGAAUCCAGAAUGGCGGAGCGUAUGUCGUGCCAGUGCAACGGUUUGAUCACGGCAGAGUACGAUAUGCACAAGUUUCGCUGGGCUACAGUACCUCUUCGGGCGGGAAACUGAAUCCAGACCUGCAUGAAGAGCUUGUUCGUAAACCGUCGAAAUGUGUCUUUCUUAUAUCUCCGGAUGACGAACGGAAAUUAUACGGUAUAGCUCUACUGCUGCGCGCCGUUGGCACCCACCUUGAACGGAUCGGGAGCUUUCAGUUGGAUUACAUUGGCGACGUGUACGACGCUGACGGGAAUUAUGACAGCUUUCUGAUGAGUACUGACGAAAGAGCCACAAUCGAGGGAUUCGACUUUCAAAAGGAGUGGACCUCUCUUGGAUGAGCAGGAGCAGCACUUUAUCAUGGAGUCAGAAGCAAUGAUAUCUCCCUGAAAGCUAGUCGCCGAGAGGCGAAACACAGGCAAACGCCCGAGUCCGAGAAGGGUUGAGGGAAGUCGAUGCAGCACGGCUGGAAGGUUAUCG